Molecule: messenger RNA, 732 nt
Organism: Mytilinidion resinicola
Lineage: Eukaryota; Fungi; Ascomycota; Dothideomycetes; Mytilinidiales; Mytilinidiaceae
Exons: 1
Coding region: 1-732 (243 amino acids)
Source: RefSeq, a predicted model, not a curated record
AUGAACGAACCGUCGAAUAUGAGCGAAAGCCCCGGUCACAUUAUCUUGACGGAUUCUCGUGGUACCACAACUUUGAACCUGCCCGACGUUAGUGAUGGCGUGGUUGGUUUCGAGACGAAGGGGGUCUUGGAUGAAACCAUGACAGUCCAAAGAGCUCCUACCAGACCCGAACAAGUAUGGGUCCUCAUCCAAGAGGGCGUCACCGCGCGGGUCUGGUUCGGUGAACCACCAUUAACGCCUCUGAAGGGGGUAGACCUCUUAACCACAAAAGUCAAGUUAAUCCGCAAAACAGAGGAAGUUGGCUUCAUUGAGUCUAAUACCGAGGACAUGCGGUCGGUACUCGAGAGCACUUGGGUGGGUUCGACUGAGGUGUUCCACAUCACGCCUGAUGCGACCACCGACAACGGCUAUCUGGAUGUUGUCUAUGCGAAAUGGAAUCCUACCCUCGUGGUGGAGCAUAAGGGGGCCAGCAUGAUUGUCGUUGCGGAUGUAGAAGAUCAUUUGGUGCUCUCCUGCGUUAAAGGAGAAAACAACCUGGCGCAAGAUGAGGAACUCUUCAAACAUGUUGAUGAUUGCUCUAUUUGCUUAGAGCAAUACGACGAGGAGCAUCUUGCCGUUCGUCUUCACUGUGGGCACUACUUCGGCGAGGCGUGCAUUCUGCGUGUAAUCGAGCGCCUGUCAGACACUCAACCUCGGUGUCCUAAUUGUAGGGCAUGGAUUCACGGGGCUUGA